This is a messenger RNA of Brenthis ino (lesser marbled fritillary), 2100 nucleotides long. The record is from the annotation of a GenBank genome assembly. NCBI's taxonomy places the organism in Eukaryota, Metazoa, Arthropoda, Insecta, Lepidoptera, Nymphalidae.
AUGCACUUUGUGCCAAUGUUUUUAUUAAUUUUUGUUAUUGGAGGCUGUUUUUGCGAAAUAAACGAAAAUGUGACAAAAGAAAUUAAAACGGUGUCUACUUUGCCAACGCCGACAACGGAGUUUAUACACUCAACCAAGUCUAGCAUAAAACCGUUACAGACUACAGUGCCUCUCAGUGCUACUCAAACUACAAAGAAAAGUUUAAAAACAACGAAAGGGUACGCCAGUACUGAGACUACGACCACGACUCGCAGAACAACCACUCAAGUAUACUCGAAAACAAAAGACUUGCUGAAAAGUGCAAGACGGCAAAAGUUAAACACUAUAUCUAGUGCGCUCGGGAGUACCAUACAUACUUCAACCCGGCUACAAGACCGUCUAGGGGCUAUAGACUGUGAUCUGCCUGUGCUUCCGAGAGAGUCACGUUUGUGGCGCGGUAAUGAAACACAUGAACUGCAUUUGCCCGUUACGGACUGUGUUAAGGGUGGAGCAGGGGGGGAAUGCCCCCCAGUCAUCGUGUCAUGGGAGGGAUCUGCUGACAUUCAAAGUGGAGAUAUUCUUAUCGUCCGCAUCGCAGACUCUUCACUCGAUACCUUUGUUCACGUCGAAGCUAAUGAAACUACUAACAUUACCACAUCUUCACAUACUGAGAGGUCACACCAUACGGCACUCCAACCAGCAGUAUAUCAAGUAACUCGCCAGGGUCAUGAGCAUUGUGAUGUCACUGAUGGCAUGUUACUUGAUAUUACCCCGCUUGAUGAAAAUGGGGCCAAAAUUUUUACACUCUACGAUAAAGAUCUUACAGAAGGCGUUAACUUACUAAUAGUUGUUUCUGAGAACUGGGGGUCGCAGUGCGUCCGCUUGAGAGUAACCGUAAAAUCGGACAACUGUGGAGAGUCUCAAGAUUGCACAGCAAAAGGCGUGUGCUUCACAAAUGUGUCAAUGGAAGGUUACGAGUGCCAGUGCUGUCGCGGGUACGCCGGGCAACAUUGUGAGGAUAAAGACGCGUGCAAUCCAUCACCCUGUUUGAAUAAUGGCAUAUGCGUCGACCUCACGCAACCAUUGAAUGGGGCUAACUAUCACUGCUUAUGUCCGUACGGCUUUACAGGAAGAAAAUGUGAGAAAGAUCCUUGCUAUUCAGAGCCUUGUGUUAACGGUGGUUCGUGUAUGAGUAUGGCACUGAAUGGUUCGACAACUUUUCAUUGCGCGUGUGCUGAGGGAUGGACCGGAUCUAACUGCGAGAUACCAGCCAAUGGGGGUGUGUGCGAUUCAAAACCUUGUGUAAAAGGAAUUUGUGUUGAAGAUGUUAAUAACGAAGAUGGACAGAAGUAUCGCUGCUUUUGCGAGCCAGGUUACACAGGGGACCGAUGCGAGUUAGAGUAUAAUGAGUGCGAAUCGUCACCAUGUGUAAACGGAGGCACAUGUACCGACCGUGUCGGUGGGUUUGAAUGUGCAUGUGGCCGAGGCUACACUGGCAACACUUGCCAAUCGAAGGUGGACCUCUGCUUGUCGAACCCCUGUCAAACACCGCGUUAUUGUGUGGAUCGUGGCAAUACCUACACUUGUGAGUGUCCCAACGGCUACGGUGGUGACGAAUGUCACAUAUCAGCUUCAUCGGUUUGCGAUAACAACCCUUGCGCUCAUGGUGGUACAUGUUGGAGCGGUGUGGACUCUUAUUACUGUUCUUGUCGACCGGGAUACACUGGAAGACUUUGUGAAGAGGAUUUCAUACUCGAAACAGUUGUGGAUAGUGAAAGUGAGAUGAGUGAAGAUUCUCGCGGAGGCGGUUCCGUCCGUGAGAUGCGUCUCCCGCUCGGUCUCUACCACGACCGUCUGCACAACGUGUACAUCGCAGCCGGUACUCUAGGCGCAGCUAUCGCUAUCGUCGGUAUUGUGGUGACAGCGUGUCAUUGCCGAGUAAACAAAACUUACUCACGCAUUUUGUCUCGCUUGUCCCGAGUGACGGAGCCGGGUCCGCCACACCACUGGCUGCAGGACAAGCGUGCGCCGUCUGCCGCCUUCCACCCGCCAGCUCUCGACACUACCGACAUGUACUACACCCUCGACUUCAGCGAUAGUCAGAGCUCCCCACUCAUACAA